AUGCACACUGGCCUGUAUAUUUUUCUUUUUCUCGUAUCUAUAACUCCUACAACCACGGUUAAAAUUGAAUAUGAAGCAAAUCAACUUAAACGCAUUUAUAACGCAAAGGCGCUUUUCGAAAAGAGCUUAGAAGUUCCAUACGCACCAGAGAUUCAUCGAACCUCUGGAUUCGAUACUUCGGAAAAACCUGUCUUCAGACUCAGAUACGGAAAAGAAACUCAAAGAAAAUUUGAUGUCAAUGAGAACAAAGGAAAAGUUUGGGCAAUGUAUUCUCUGAACCCGCUUUAUAUUUAUGACACCCUGCGAAUGGACCUUUAUGUUGCCGGCGAUUUCACCAUUACUCUUCAAACAAACAUCACUUCAACGAAUAUCGAUGCUGCUCCUUUAAUCAUUAAGAGCGACAUUGAGGGACAUAAUCUCAAAUUCACCAACUUCCAUUCUGGGGAUUACAGCGAAGAAGAGAUUCGAAAAUGCCCAUUUGUCAAAGGAGAUGUCAUUUCUUUAAGAGUUCAAUUCAAUGACGAUCAUUUCAAGAUAAUCUUGGGUAACAGUUGGCACAAAAAUUAUGACUACCGAAGCUCGUUCAACACAAACCAGCGUCUGAUUGUUGAGGGAAACAUCACCAUCAUUUACAUCGAAUUACUUGAAAAUAUCACUGGGGAACUACCAACUAGUUAA
Messenger RNA from Caenorhabditis bovis, 678 nucleotides. Lineage: Eukaryota; Metazoa; Nematoda; Chromadorea; Rhabditida; Rhabditidae. The record is from the annotation of a GenBank genome assembly.